CAGGUGAUGAGUGUCGCGAAACCAAUAGUAUCAUUAGCAUUCCUUUUCUAUGCUGUAAUUAUUUUUCGAUAUAAAAGGCCGAACAAUCCUUGAUUUUUCAUUAUUACUUCAAUAACACUUUUGUCUAUCGAAAAUAUGUCGAAAUUCGUGUUUCUUCUCUGUGCCAUUCUCUUGACUGGGGCAGUGUACGCAGAAGAAAAAGAUGAAGAAGAGAAAAAUGUCAAUGCAGGUAUUGUCGGUACAAUAAAAAAUGAAGUCGUUGGAGUUGUUGAUUUAGCAAUUUAUCAAAUCAAGAAUUACGGUCAUGAUGUUAUGGAAACAACAUUAGAUGCAAUUAAAACACUUAACGAUGAGGCAUUAAAUAUUACGAAAACUGUUGUUUACAGAAUCGCCGAGGCACAACAAAAUAUAAGAGCCGAGGUUAAUGAAGCCCUAAAGGAAGUGAUUGGACAAAAUGUAACCGAAUGCGAGCAAAUAGUCGAUACUUUUGACCAGACUGCCACCGCAGCACAGGCCGAGGUAUCACAAUGUAUGGAUAAGGUACUAGAGAGUGCUAAUGGCUACAGUCAAAAAAUGAGACACAGUAUUGAGGUAAUUGUGCAAAAUUUGACGGUCAUUAAAGACGAGGCCAUUGACUGUGUUCAAGAUAUCAGCACCGUACGUUCGAGCACCAGAGCCUUAGUUUGUAUCCAGAAGACUGCUGUGAAAGGAACGCUCGCAACGACGACAAACGUUCCCAAAUUUUGGGCAAAUUUUGGAAGACUAGCAUUCAGGGUAUCAACACUAGGACCGGAACUAUCAUUUUGCUCGACUGUGAAUGGAGUUAAAAAAGUCAACGCCGGAUCGCAAACUGUCGUUCAACAAGUUCGCGAGUGUAUUAAGAAAAAAUUGUAAAUGAUAAUUUAUUAUAAAAUUAAGUUAAUGAAUAAUUGUAAACUGUAGUUGAAAAAAAGUAUAAAGGUCUAAAUAA
Messenger RNA from Leptopilina heterotoma, 970 nucleotides. RefSeq lists its product as uncharacterized. NCBI's taxonomy places the organism in Eukaryota, Metazoa, Arthropoda, Insecta, Hymenoptera, Figitidae. Bases 136 to 894 code for a protein of 252 amino acids. The record is from RefSeq and is a predicted model, not a curated record. The transcript has 4 exons.